Messenger RNA from Pelagomonas calceolata, 1666 nucleotides. The record is from the annotation of a GenBank genome assembly. NCBI's taxonomy places the organism in Eukaryota, Pelagophyceae, Pelagomonadales, Pelagomonadaceae.
AUUUUAAAAAUGCGACGCAUCCUCGCCAAAACAGCCCUCCUGGCUGUCCUCGCAGCAGGCAAAGACCCGCCGAUCCCGCCCUGGAUGCGGGCCAUCCUGGACAGCCGACCCAACUUCAGGGGCAGCGUGCACCGCUCGCAGUACCCGGAGGACCUGGAGCUCAAGGCCGCCGGCGCGCUGCUGGCGAAGCCGCCCAUCCGCAAUCCGGUGGUCGUGGCCAUGACGACGACGCCGACGCGCGUGGCCGCGUGCGAGCCGGCCGUCCGCAGCCUGCUGAACCAGUCGCAGCCUGCUUUGAUAAUCGUGAGCAUCCCAGACGCGCGCGGCGGCGUCCUCCUCCAUAAACUGUGGCACCUGUUCGCAAUCGCGUCGACGGCCUUGAGAUGAAACGACGCGACGCAGACUGGCGCUAGAGAAACGUAGAAGCCCUCCUCCUAUCAAACGUACUACCGGGUCGCGUCGAUGGCGUACAAGGGGGUACCGCGUCGCGUCGGACUGCAUUGCCACGGGCCAAGGACCCUGCACCGGCACAAGUGCGACGGGGAUGGACGCCAAACGACGGAGCAAACGCAACGCUCGCAGGUCUACAACAAGCGCCGCAGCCACUGGAACGGCAAGCGCAUCGAGCCGCCGCCGUGGCUCGCGCGGCUGGACGCCGCGGCGCGAUCAACAAAGGGGCCCUGCGCGCCGUGCGUCGUCGUCGCGCACCCCGCGCGCGACUACGGCCCCGCGACGAAGCUAGUGGGCGCGGUCAGUGACCGGCGUGGGAAAUGAGCUUGUGAUCGCGGCGAUGGCGUAUAGUUUCGCGACGACGUCCGUUCAACACAGGUCGAGGCGCUGCGGCGCGACCCGGAGCUCCUGGAGAAGGCGGGCGGCGACCGCGAAGAUGCGGUCGUCGUGGCGGCCGACGACGACCACGAGUGGGAGCCCUUCGCGCUGGCGACGCUGCUGCACGUCGGCUUCUCGUCGUCGUCUGCACCGGUCGGCUACGACGCGGCGAAGACCGUGUGGACCUACUACUCGUACCCGUUCCCGCGCGGCCGGCCCGUCACGGACGCCGUCUGCGUCGCCCAGGCCGGCGACAUGCUCGCGGCGCCCUUGUCGUUGUUCGCCGAGCUCGAGCGGUGGGGCCGCGAGCUGCUCCCGGGCGGCGGGCUGCCGAGCUGCUUCUUCGUCGACGACCUCUUCUUCGCGGCGUACGCGGCGUACCACCGCUCGACCGUCUACACGCACCCGUGGCGGCGCUGGCUCUUCCGCGAGGCGCGUCGGCCGCGUCCGAUCUCGCCUUUUCGCUCGCGUCGAUGGCGUCGACGCCUCGACGCCGUCGCCGCGCGACCGUCGGAGGGUCUACGCGUCUCACGGCGUCGUUCAACGCAGUCGAAGCGGCGGCAGCGGACGGGCGAGCCCGCGUUCAAACCCUGCGCGCAGGGCGGCUGCUCGCCGAAGACGAUGCAGCUGCGCUACCCCGACGGCCUCGCGAUGGGCGGCGUGCGCGAGCGGCACUCGCAAAACUGCCGGAGCGAGCUCGAGGCGCUCGGCUGGUGGACGCGCGGCGCCGAGGGGAACCCGUGCUUGCUCGGGGAUUUUGUGAGCGCCUAGGUGUCGCGCCGAUGGCGUGGAGGGGGCGUGAAUCCGCCCUGGUUGGUAAUUUAUGUAGUACGUGUCA